GAAGCCUAACUGGAAACGAGAUAUAUCCAAUAUUUGUCUUUUGUUGGGAUUGUAUUUAUUACAAGGUGUUAUCAUUGGCAUUACAGUCAGUAUUCCAAUAUUAUUACAAACAUAUGGUUCAACAUGGAAUGAACAAGCAAUAUACAGUUUCGCUUUUUGGCCAUUUAAUCUUAAAUUAUUGUGGGCACCUAUUAUUGAUUCAGUAUUUAUUAAACAUUUUGGUCGCCGAAAAACAUGUACAUAUAUCACGUAA
This is a messenger RNA of Didymodactylos carnosus, 253 nucleotides long. Lineage: Eukaryota; Metazoa; Rotifera; Eurotatoria; Philodinida; Philodinidae. The record is from the annotation of a GenBank genome assembly.